This is a messenger RNA of Neoarius graeffei (lesser salmon catfish), 966 nucleotides long. RefSeq names its product myelin-associated glycoprotein-like. The coding region runs from base 52 to 474 and encodes 140 amino acids. The transcript has 2 exons. The record is from RefSeq and is a predicted model, not a curated record. NCBI's taxonomy places the organism in Eukaryota, Metazoa, Chordata, Actinopteri, Siluriformes, Ariidae.
AGCUGUCUGUGUUGAUCACCUGCUAAAUAAGAGCAAUAUAAAAAUAAAAAAAUGCUGCACCUGGUGAUGAUUCUGCUCACUGUGUCAGGUGUGUUUACUCAGCAAAAAGACUGGGGUGUGGAAUAUCCCGAUAGUCAGAUCUGUGCUGUGAGAGGAUUCAGUGUCUCCAUUCCCUGUAAUUAUUAUUAUCCUCCACAGCAAAUUUAUCAAGUGGUGGAAAAGCUUUGGUGCUCAAUGAACUCAAACACAGACAAGUGUUUAAACCCUCCGUAUGUUUAUGACAGCUCAUCAAACACCAACUCAGACUUUGAGUACGCUGGAGACGACAAAUCAAACUGCACUUUAUUAAUCCACAAUCUACAGUUCAGUUAUUCUGGAGAGUACAGAUUCAGAUUUAUAACUGAUAAUCCUGAUGACAGAUACACAGGUGUUCCUGGAGCGACUCUACAAGUUGCAGGUAAAUGCUAUGGUUAAAAUUAAAUAUUCUUUAUGUGCAUAGGACGUGUAGGAAGCUGUAUUUUGUGUUUAUAUAAGUGAAAUGGACAGGUGCAGGUUUAAAAUGAGAAGAAACCUUUAUUAUUCAUCACAUGCACACUUCAAGCACAGUGAAAUUCAUCCUCUGCAUUUAACCCAUCUGAAGCAGUGAACAUAUACACACACACACACCCAGAGCAGCGGGCAGCCACACCAGAGCACCCGGGGGGCAGUCAGGGGUUCGGUACCUUGCUCAAGGGCACCUCAGCCCAAGGCCACCCCACGUUAACCUAACUGCAUGUCUUUGGACUGUGGGGGAAACCAGAGCACCCGGAGGAAACCCACGCAGACACGGGGAGAACAUGCAAACUCCACACAGAAAGGCCCUCGCCGGCUGCUGGACUCGAACCUGGAACCUUCUUGCUGUGAGGCGACCGUGCUAACCACUACACCACCGUGCCGCCCCAGUAUGUUGUGGGAAAGAAAAGUCUA